UGUAUGACCAAAGCAAUAGACAAACAAGUAAAAGAAAAGAGAAAAAAAAAGAAGAUUACUUAUGGCUUCCUCUAUGCUCUCCUCCGCCGCUGUGGCUACUUCACCGGCUCAAACAACCAUGGUUGCUCCAUUCACCGGCUUGAAGUCAUCCGCCACAUUCCCAGUUACUCGCAAGACCAACACUGACAUAACUUCCAUCGUAAGCAAUGGAGGAAGAGUUAACUGCAUGAAGGUGUGGCCACCAUUGGGAAAGAAGAAAUUUGAGACUCUCUCUUACCUUCCUGACCUUACUGACGUUGAAUUGGGUAAAGAAGUUGACUAUCUUCUCCGCAACAAGUGGAUUCCUUGCGUUGAAUUUGAGUUGGAGCAUGGAUUUGUAUACCGUGAGCACGGAAACACACCCGGAUAUUAUGAUGGACGUUACUGGACAAUGUGGAAGCUCCCCUUAUUCGGAUGCACUGACUCUGCUCAAGUGUUAAAAGAAGUUCAAGAGUGCAAGAACGAGUACCCUAACGCCUUCAUUAGAAUCAUUGGAUUCGAUAACAACCGUCAAGUCCAAUGCAUCAGUUUUAUUGCUUACAAGCCACCAAGCUUCACCGGUGCUUAAUUUCUUUUUCUAAAACAUUCAUAUAAAAAUUUGUACGCAUCUUCCUGUCUAUUGUCUGUCUUUUUUUCUAGUUGGAUUUACGUUUCAGAGACAUUUUCUAUCGGAUUGUCAAAUGUCUGAUUUAUAAAUAUGUAAUUUAUAAAUCGCUUAUUCUCUUUGGUUA
Molecule: messenger RNA, 770 nt
Organism: Raphanus sativus (radish)
Lineage: Eukaryota; Viridiplantae; Streptophyta; Magnoliopsida; Brassicales; Brassicaceae
Product: ribulose bisphosphate carboxylase small subunit, chloroplastic 1-like
Exons: 3
Coding region: 62-607 (181 amino acids)
Source: RefSeq, a predicted model, not a curated record